Molecule: messenger RNA, 785 nt
Organism: Jaminaea rosea
Lineage: Eukaryota; Fungi; Basidiomycota; Exobasidiomycetes; Microstromatales
Product: putative integral membrane protein
Exons: 1
Coding region: 50-439 (129 amino acids)
Source: RefSeq, a predicted model, not a curated record
CAACAUCACCGCGAUAAGUCAAAUCUCGAGCACAAUCCACUCGCCAAUCAUGCCGCUUUCCCAGAAGCCUUUUAUGCGCCACAUCUGCGCUGGCUUUGGCUCCCUCUUCAUCGCCUUUGGAAUCAACGCCAUGCUCCGACCUGAAAGUGCACUUUCAUUCUUUGAGCUCACCUACCCAACCUUGGCCUCGCAGCGCAAGCUCGCCGACGUCUUGCUCGCCGCCUAUGGCUAUCGCGAUGUCUUUAUGGGACUCUCCAUCUUUGCAGCGGCCUACUGUGGCACCGUUCAGUCGCUCGGCCUGAUCAUGCUCGCAGCUGCCAGCGUGGCUGCCGUUGACGGAUGGGCGUGCUAUGCCUUGGUUGGCUCCGGGCAGGGCAAUCACUGGGGCUAUGCGCCGUGGCUGGUCAUCAUGGGAGCAAUUCUGGCGCUAGGCUUCUGAAGAGAAACCUGUUCGCUGCGCUGCGAGCACGAUUGUCCUCAUGAUGCAAAGAUGCCUGCUUUCGGGCUCAACGCAGGCGCAGUGGACGGCUCUCUGCGUCAUUCUCUCUGGCGGCACAGCUCGACAAGAAGCUUCAGCCUCCUACAGAAUAGCUCGCUUUCGCCUUCUUGAUGGGCUGCGCCUCUUAUAUGCAUCCACCCACUCGAAUCGUCCGUGCUUACUGUUUGUCUCUCGCGGCAGCGCUCUCUCUCGCCGCUGGUUGCCGAAGUCCACCCACCUCGCUUUGCCUCAUGCUGCUACCGAUAGUACCCAAUACCCUAUGAACUUGCUGAAUCUCGAUCGCGUG